CUUAUACAGAUACACUGGCAGGCCUUUUGGCACUUGCUGCCCUUCGGUGGUGGUCGGCUGCUUCCCCCUUGGCAAUAUUCCACCUGCACCGAGCCAGUCAGCCAGAGCAGUUCGACCGUUUAUCACUGGCACAAUGUCAUAGACGAGCAUGAGGCCCAAGUCCUAGGCUAGCAACUUGCCAACUCCUGCCCACAGCCAUCGCCAGUCGGGGAUUUUGAAGCAAGAAGACCAAUCUGCUCCGUGGAACACAACCUCAGCCCUUCGUGGCGGCACUUUCACCAUGGCGGCAUUGCCUUCUUUUUCCCGUGUAAACGAUAUUGUCUUGGUCCACUCCCCUACUACCACCGAUGGGCCUCCAUCUUCGGCUGCAGCAUCGCAGCCCUCGCGGUCCAGCGAUGCCCUGGCCCGCGGAGCGCCACAGACAAUCUUGUUCCUCUCCUGGGGGGAUGCGAACUUGCGCCACGUUGAGAAGUACAUCAAUUUGUACACUGAGCUCUAUCCGGCGGCCACCAUCAUCAUAGUCAAGAGCGGCAUGGCAGAUUUCUUCUACCGCACGCAGCAGACUCUGCGCAGACUCCUGGAGCCCGUGGUCAAGAUGCUGCGUGAGUCGGGCGAGGACUCUCUUCUCGUACACAUCAUGUCCAACGGCGGAUCCAAGCAGUGGUGCGAAAUCAACAAGUUGUAUUCGGAAGCCACUGGACGCACCCUGUCCAACGCCGUCACCAUCUUGGACAGCGCCCCCGGACGCUCCCGCUUCAAGCAGACGUUUGCGACUCUGUCACGAAGCUUGCCCCGCGCCUUUCUGCCGAGAAUGACACUGGGUUUUGUCUUUGGCGUUUUCCUGUGCAUAAUGCAUGUUGGAAAAUACGUCCUGCCCUGGCCUGACCUGCUGGAAGUAAUCAGGUCGAGGAUGAAUGAUCCUGCAGGGAUCGUGAAGGGGGUUAGGAGAUGUUACAUAUACUCUGAGCAAGAUGACAUUAUCGGAUGGCAGGACGUCGAGGAUCAUGCCAGGGAAGCCGAGCAGAAAGGCUGGGCGGUGGAACUGGUCAAGUUCCAGGGCAGUACACAUGUUGGGCACUUCAAGCACAACCCAGCGAGGUAUCGCGAGACGAUUGAGAAAACAUGGGUUGGAAGGUCGAAAUUAUAGAGAAUAACACCUGUCUCUGUUCAAACACACAAUGGAUUGUAGUAUGAAGAAGUGGCAUUGCAAGAGCGUCUACAAGAUGAGCAUAGUUGGGACAAUAUCACUCUCGCACGUCUUAAUCGCUUGUCGCAGCACACCGUACUGAGACAUUGAUGGUUCUCGUGAUGUAGAUACCUGCUUUGUAGCAUUCAAUUAUCUUCUGC
Molecule: messenger RNA, 1347 nt
Organism: Canariomyces notabilis
Lineage: Eukaryota; Fungi; Ascomycota; Sordariomycetes; Sordariales; Chaetomiaceae
Exons: 1
Coding region: 281-1147 (288 amino acids)
Source: RefSeq, a predicted model, not a curated record